GGAGAAUAUCAUUACGAAUACACAGAGUGUGGCUCUGAUGGUGGUAGAUGGCAUGUUCCAGUUCCUCACGAUGCAACUCAUUGUACCAUUAAGGCCAAACCACCAUUACACCAGAAAUCCUGUGGUAAGUGCAUUGAUCUUGCUGAAAAUAUGGUGCCGACUUAGUGCAUCUACAUAUUUUUCAUCUUUGAGAACUAUUCCUACACUAUAUGUAGUUGUUUCGUUAUAAUUUCAACUCAGUCCCAUGUGAAAAGACGUCUUCAGAUUUGGCUCUAUCCAUAGGGCGUAGGGGCGAAGUAAGGUGGGGGGAGGGGAGGGGAGGGGGGCGGUCAAACAUUUGCGAGAGGUUGAUUGGAUUUGCCAGACAUUGUCAUGAGUUCAUUGAUAGACGAAUUUAAGGCAAAUAGGUGGAACAAACUCCUAUAAAGACUCCGCGAGGAAAUACAAAGUCAAUCUUAAAAAGAUACGAGUACAUUGAAUUCUGGCGUUUCAUUCUUUAUGAUACGUCAAAAACUUAUCGCUAUACUGCCUGGAAAUUUACAUUUUAAUGAUGAAUAAAUCUCGCAUCUUGUAUCUCGCAUCUUGCAAGUCUGCCAACAAGCCGUCAACAAGUUGUGUUCGCACUGCUUGUCCCAAGUUGUCAACAAGUUUGGAACAAGCUGUUAACAACUUGUAACAAGCUUGUUGAUAUUGUCAGACUUGUUGCAAGGUUGUUCCAACAAGUCCGAUACAGUCAUGAUAUAACAAUAUUGUUACAACCUCGUGUCGUCAACCUUGUAACAUUCCUGUUAUAUCUUGACUGUAUCAGACUUGUUAGAACAACCUUGCAACAAGUCUUCUGAUAAUGUCAUCAAGCUUGUUACAAGUUGUUAACAGCUUGUUCCAAACUUGUUGCAACAACUGGGAACAAGCAGUGCGAACACAACUUGUCGACAGCUUGUGAACAGAUUUGCAACAACUUGUUUGCAGACCCGUGGAACAACUUGUGCGUUUUUACGCGUGUAAUAUCUCAACAUUAAUAUCUUGACGGGAAAGUAUUUACCAUUGGGAAAUGAAGGCUUGAUAACUUUUCCUAUUCUAUUCCACAAUGAGACAGUAUGCACAUUAAUGAAACAUCGAUUUCUUUUCUUUAGAUUCAAGUUGUCCCGGAGGACAGUAUUCUGAUGUUUCGUUGUUAACAGAAACAUGUAAACCAUGUCCUACGGGCAAACACAGCCUAGGUGGAGCUGUACACUAUAGCAACUGGACCGUCCUACCGCCAGAGUUUGAUACAUAUUCCGUGAAAAAUUAUGAUGAACUAAUGCAGAGCAGCGAUAAGGACUCUGGCUGCAAGUAUGUUAAUAAAGGUUUUAGAUCUACGAUGCGUCGAUGCGGCAAACAUUAACUCGACGACGCGUCACAAUUUCAGUGCUUUGAUUACUCGGCUGUAAUGAUUGCUUGAAGCUUUUUAAAAUAACGUUACGAAUAGCUACAGGAGAGACGAUGUGAUGUUGAUUUAAGGUUGACUUUAUGUAGCACAUCUAACGUCGCAAUAAGCUUUCACGUUGCUGAAAAUUAAGACGUGAUAAUGCUUAGCUUAACAAGUUGUAUUCAGAAUGACAACGCUGUUGAGGACACGCCUGGGACCACCAAUUAUUCAGUGACAUAGCCAGAGUCUAUACUUGGGGGAGGGGGGGGGCAAAAUUUAUAUGCCAUUUCUAGUGCGCGCCCUCUAGAUUCAUUAGAACGCUCUUUCACGUGUUUUAGGAUGAGGUUUGAAGAAAAGUUACUACCACAAAAAGCAAUUUUUAAGUCGCCGAAUGAAUUUUUUAAGUCGUCGAAAAAAUAUUUAUGUAAAACGUUAUACUGUAUACGCAAAUACAGCGAAAUAACACGAAAUAAUUCGUUUUUGUAAUAUUAAAAAAUAACGAAGCUCACUUGAAAGAACAUUUACAAAAUUACAGCAUCUGUAAUAUGAUUAUGUAUGAAUUUUUUAAAAUUAUCACAAGCAAUGUUAACAGUCACUUGAUCGACAUACAGGGGCGUAGGAAGCACCUGGAGUUUGGGGGGGCACCGGCUUGUAGGGGCACAUUACUAUCGGAAAGGGCACCUAAAAAAUUUUUCCCGGAAAUGUUGUCGACGGGGGGGGGGAGAGAAAUUUCUCCUGAGGAAAAUUUUCCGUCGUAUCAUACCGAAAUUUAUGUUUGUGACCUAAUUUUUAAAAAAAAUUUGUAAAUUUCCACACAAAAACGGCACCUAUUGUUUUAAUUUAGUAUUUACAGCGACAUUAGCUUCUACAAAAGGGGCACUUUUCCUCACAAAAAAGGGCACUUUUCAACACAAAAAGGGCACUUUUUAUCACAAAAAAGGGCACUUUUAGUCCUUUAAAAAAAUUUGGGGGGCACGUGCCCCCCGUGCCCCCCCGCUUCCUACGCCCCUGUCGACAUAGGUGUUUAUAGUAACUUACUGUUCAAGAACUGCUUUAAAAGAAUAUGUCGACAAUUACUCACAUGAAUAUCUAAAAUUUCGUUUACAGUUCCACGUGGAUAGCGGAUGGAAAAUUCGUGCGAACACAAGGAACAGCUUGUGUGACUCGCCUUACUUACACUACCAAUGUAAGUACUAGCUAUUCCGACUCGCAUAGUUUUGAAAUCAUCCAAAACUGAAUACACUGAACAUCCAAUCGUUAAAAUUAUUGUCGUUUUAGAUCAUCAAAGAUGAGGGUUCCAUCACGUUUUGGUAUUAUUACACAAAUGCAAACGAAAAUUUAUAUUUUGAAGUUUUUGUAAGUAUAUUCAUAGCCUGAACUAUUCACUGGUUGAUGUGGUACAACACUCUUUGAAAAACAUCGUGUAAAAAUGUCUUGGUUUAUCUAAAAUUAACACUGUUUCGGAUAACUUAAAGUUCCAGGUUAAAUUUCUUGGUUAAUUGAACUACAGUCCCGGCUAAGUUGAUCAUAGUCUUGGCCUAAUCUAACCAGGAAUUCUCGGUUAAUAGUCCGCCUAUCAUAAUCUGGUUAAUUCAACCAUAUACAGUACGAAGUUUUUUUAAAUCAACCUGGAAUCCUGCAUUGUCAAAGUAGCCUAUAUGAUCACAACAAAGUGUUAAUUUUAGAUUAACUAACCAAGGAUGUCUUUAGAGUGUAGCUACAUAUAUUGCAGAAGAUAGAUGGUGUUCAAGGUCAGAAAUUAUGUUUUCUUCAAUUUAGGUAAAAAAUGAGCAAUGUCAAAUUGCAAGACAACGUGGAGACGAUGAUGAAGAUGAAAACGAUGAUGACGAUGAUGAUAACGAUGAUGAUGAUGAUGAUGAUAAUUUUGGCGAGAUGUACAACAGUCCUGAACCAUCAUCUGAUUACAAGUGGAAGAAUUUCACAGUAAGUACAGGAACGAUAUCUGUUUUGAAAAUUACGUGCCCAGCCGGAAAGUUUUAUGUCAAAUCCUAAAUCUAAAGUGUUCGAUCGACAAUCAAACUUUGAGUUGUGUAUUUCGUUAUUACGAUAUUAGCUUUGGAUUCUUUCCCUAACCCUAACCCGGUAUAUAGAGUAUACAGUACAUAGAGUUGAUUUGAACUCAAGAUAUCUUAGUGAUGAACGAACAUCGCAAAUGUUAAGCAGGACAAAAAAUAUAAUAUAACCACAAAAAUAACAAAUUUCGCUGCUCCUCUGCAUACGGGCCGCCAGGAAAAAAGCUCACAAUUGAAAGAAAUACCUUUAGUGUUUUGGCUAGCAAGACUAGACCUCUUGAAGAGGCAACCUAGUGAUGUGAGUAUUGUGAGAUAAAUAUUUAACAACAAUCUGUGCACAUGAGAACAAAAAUCUAGUCAAGAAAAUCUUGCCGUGCACACGAGAAGGCAAACUUGUCACGGGAAACUUGUCAAGGAAAACUUAUUGACCGUAAACACGAGAAGGUAAACUUGUCAAAAAAAACUUGUUGACCGUACACACAAGAUGGUAAACUUAUCAAGGAAAACUUGUGGACAGAGGCCGCGGAAGCAUUUCGAAAGUGGAGGGGCAUUGGCCCAAAGGGGCACCUUUGUAUAUGAUCAAAAUCAAACGAUUUUAUGUCGUUUAUGCAGUCUCUAUAAUGCCGGAAAUGGCCUUUACAGAGUAUUUACUACUGCAAAGAGGGCACUUUCUUUCCAGCAAAAGAGGGCGUUCAUUCAAGAAAUACUUUUUUCGUUCAAAGAAACUUGUCAAAGAAAACUUUCUCGUCUGUACACGACGUUUUACACUUUGCAGUGUCAGGCAUAUCCAAUAGGAACAUUUUAUUUCUUUAGCUUAAAUUGAACCGUGGUAAGAAUUUAGUCGUUUGGGAGGUCGAACAUUGGGGAUUUGAAAGAGGAACAAAAUUUUCAAACAUGGUUUUCAUUCGAGAUAUAGAAGUAAAAGGUGGGUACAGAUUUUAAUUAUCCAACCAUCUUCUUAGGCAAAUGGUGGAUGAUUAUGAUACAAAUGAUAAAAUUAACCAGUAUGUUCACUGCAAAAUGUCCCUGAGUAUUUUAAGUGAAAUACUUGAGUAAAAUAAUGUACCGACAGACUCGACAGUGAGUCACUGUGCUUUAUUUCACUUGAGUUUUUGAGUGUUGCAAUACCGAUAUAUAGAAUUUCUUUCCGAGACAUUUAUCAUCCUAAUUUUUCUUAUUUGAUUCAGGAACUAGCACGUCGUCAGAAUGCGUGGACUGUCCUGCUGGCACUUUUGCAUCUAAGGAAGGAUCUGCCUGGUACAAAACAAACCUUCAAUUUUUAUAGCGAUUCCUUUUUAAUUUUUAAUCAACUAUAUUAAAAUAAGCUUAUAUCACCAUGUAUCACAAACAACACUUUGUGAUUUCAGCGAUAUGUGCUCAGCAGUAUCAUUUUCGCAAAUCAAUGGGGGUGGUCAAUUUGGGGCAUGGGAAGAUCUGCGCCCCACUCCAAUGAACUCCAGAACAGUUCUUGCUUCUCGCCCUAAAAUCAAAACCCUGGCCAUGUCACUUAUACUAUCAUAACCCAUCCUCCUAACACCUUCACCUGAACCUGUUCCACGAACCCCCGACACUUAAUUUCUUCUUGCAAAGCAAAAUUAAACCGUCUGGCGAAAGUAACAUAGAGAAGCGGCAUUGCUGUGCUUGGUUGAAUCUAGCCGAGAUCACUCAAAUGAAACUGUGUUGUAUCAUGUCAUGGCCUAUCGAAGGGGAGAUGGCUGUGAAACUCAUUAGAAUAACAAUAUAACUCAUUAUCUAUGUUAGUCAACGUUUAUUCAUAAAUCUGGUCCUUUCACCGUCACGUGUGUAUUGUAUUCGGCCAAAUCCACCAAUAACAAUUUCCAGUUUCCCCUUUUGUUCGAGUCACGGAUAGGUGACUUUCCUAAAACAUUGCUAUUGGUUAGUUGGGUAAAAAUACAAUACACAAGUGACGGUGAAGGACCAGACUUAUGAAUAAACGUUGACCAACAUAGAUAAUGAGUUAUAUUGUUAUUCUAAUGAGUUUCACAGCCAUUUUCCCUUCGAUAGGCUAUGGUUGUAUUAAGAAAUAUUUUCUUUUAAAUGAUUAUUUUUCAGGUGUGAACCGUGCCCAGAAAAUCUAGUUUCAGAUGCUGGUGCAGAGAAAUGCACCUCUUGCAACGAAAAAACCGAAUAUGCUCGUAAGUUACAACAAUAAAUUGAUAAGAUACCAGUGUCUGUGCCAGUGAUUUACACAAUUCUUGAUUUACAAUUACAGUAUAUGAUGUGUAAUCUAAAAUAUUUUAUCUAGCUCGAGGAAGCGCUGCGUGUCUCAAACGACCUGCUUGCAAAGAAACCGACUACAUCGAAACCUCUUCAGCAUGUGACAAGGACAACAAAGUAAAGUAUUUAAUACGUCUAUUCUUCGAUACAACCUGAUCUCUAUAGAUAAAUUAUUGAAUUUCGUCGACUUUAUGACUUGUAGCAAAUCUGCAGCAGACUUGUAGCAAUGCUGUCCCAACAACUUGUUAUCGUCCUGCAAUUCAACAAUUUGUCAACAAGUUGUGAGUGACAACCUUGUAGCAACUUGAUAAAAUAACAGCAUCGUUACAACUUGUUGACAAGCUUGCUACAAGCCUGUUGCGAACACUAAUUUAUGCGACUCGUUUGCACACAAAUGUAUCAACAGAUAACUUAUAUUUUCUUCCCCCAAAUCUGCUCAGAGGGAUCAUUCGUCUCUUUACAAAUCGAGCCAAUGAAAGCAUUUUUCAGAAUCAUUAUCUUUAUUUAGUUUCAAACAGUAUACAAGUGGAUUAAACCGAAAAUUUGCAGUGACGUCAUUGAAGGAGCAGUGAAGUUACCCGAGCCAGGACCGAAAGAAGAAUGUCCCCCAUGUAACCCUGGGAUGUACCUCAAUGACACUAAAUGUCUCUUCUGUCGUAAGGGAACUUUCAGUGAUGGAAAGAAACGUAAGUGUUGUUAUUUUGAAGCUUAUUUGGCAUUCUAGUCUGUAGGGUCGGCCAUGGGGUUUUGGGUAUAUAGGAUCUAAUGGGUAUUUAAUUCGAGUAUACUGUAUAUUCACGUAAAUGUUAUGACUAAUUUUGGGUAUUAGGUAUACAGCUUCUGCUUGUUUUAGGUAUUUUGAACAAAUUCUGACCGUAAUAAUAGGUAUUUUGAUCCAUAUUUAUCAGGUUUUUAGGAUACCACGACGCCCCUGGCUGACCCCUAGUCUGCAUGGCAAGACAUAAUUUCUCAAUUGAAUGCAGAAACUAAUCGGUCGAAAUGAUGCUUAAUAACAGCAGAAAUUGCUCGUCUAAGCACCCUCUGAGAUCUAAACAAUGGCCAAAGGCGGUGAGGGUUGAUGAAAAUCAAUGACUUUCAUCAACUCUCAUCAAUUUUAAGCUGGUCCAAUUUUAAUGAAAGUUGAUAAAAGUUUUUGAUUCGCUUGGAAAAUAUCCAAUAAACUCUCGUCAACUCUAUGAAAGACGUCAACUCUAUGUGCAAAAUACUAAAACUGUCUGUACCAGUGUAGGUAUAGUACCAAUGUGAAAAUGCUGUGCCGAGUGGUUAUAUUACUACCUUAAAACUACCUUGAGUUUCUGCUUGUUUUUUUAAGGUAGUAAUAUACUCAGCACAGCAUUUUCUAUGUGCAAAAGCUCUCGUAGAAACUCUCGCUUGCCAACUGCUACUUAUUUUAACCAGCGUUUGAGAACUUUGUGUUCAUCGGAACAACUGAUUAUAUCUGAAUACCGUCAACUGAUAUUUAUUAUGUUUGUAUUCAUAGCUUGCACAAACUGCCUGCCUUUCACUGCUCCAGUAUUGAACCACGAUUACCGUUCAUGGAAAAGCUGGCCUUCAACCACGGAGCAUUGGUGUUCAAGUUACGGUAUGAGGAACAUUCAUAAAUGAAGCGUCUUUUACGCCCCGUACAGAUUAGGAAAUCCAUUUAUCAUGCUAACUUUUGGACAAUAAUGGACCAUUUGCAUUAUAGACUACAUUUUGAUCAAAACAAGUCUAGCCAAAAAUUUCAGUAAUAUUCCGAAGUUUCUUUGCGAAAUGUUGUAAAAUGCGGAUAAAAUAGCCUUGCGAAGUUUGCCGUUUUUCAGUCAUUUUCUAUUACAAACAGGAAAUUGACAGCCCCAUGGGUAUUGGGCUGUCAAUUUCCCCCGCGUAAUGCAAAAUGACUGAAAAACGGCAAACUUCGCAAGGUUAUAUUAUCCGCAUUUUACAACAUUUCGCAACGAAACUUUGGAAUAUUACUAAUUUUGUGAUGCUCUUUCAAGCUGUGAUGAAAUGUUUGUCUAGACUUGUUAAGAUCAAAAUUUAGUCUAUAAUGCAAAUGGUCCAUUAUUCUCCAAAAGUUAGCAUGGCUAGCUUUGGAAAAAAUUGUCAGUAUUUUUGCCGUGUACACGAGCGAAUAAAAUUUGUCAAGGAAAACUUGUUUGUUUGUACUGAGGUGUACAUCGAGAAGGUCUUCAUACUUCAUGCGAUAAACUUUUCAUUCUAGUCAAUGGCUGUUCGACUCCCACUGGAUGGCAACUCCGAGGUCACUAUUUGGACAGCGGUCUUGGUCAUUCUGAUGACGUCACUAUGUAUUUUGAAGUGAAGACCGUGGGUUUUGCCGGUGAACGAGGCCUGGUGUCUAGAACAGCCAGCGCAGUGGGAAGUGUAAGAAUUGACUUCGAACUGGACUGCGAUGGACCUUGCGUCUUCACUAUGUAUGAAGUAAGGACCACACCCUAACCUUGUCCCAGCCUUGUUCAAUGGUUUUAUAAAUUAUCAAGCCAAGUGGUGCUUAUAUUCUUGUGAAUCAGACUGUGUGAUUCUGUAUGGGACAGCGAUAAGCAUGCAUCGAACUGAUAUGUGACUUUGAAUACAUUGGCAUUUGGAUCAUUGGCGAAUCCAGCCCGACAAUUUGGUCAUACUAUGCAAAUAUUUCCGUGUUCAUACACCGUCAAAACAAUCAAUUUCUAAAGAAAUGAAUAAUGAUAAUGAUUUAACAUUUGCAUAGCAUGACCAAAUUGUCUGGCUGGCAUCGCCACUGAUUCGAGUACUUAUUUUAGCAUAUAGGUAUUACUGUCCGCUGGUGAAAAAGUUCUGCGUACGGUACCGUACGUAAAGUUCAUCAUAUUUAGCAUCAAACCUUGUUCCAUUUUCUUACAUUACAGAGAAGCCACGCUGAUGUUAAUGGCAUAUUGUCAAUCAACCAAUGGCAUGGGAGAGAGCCCAGGCAGAACUACACGUAAGUAUUAAAAAACCAUAAUUUCACAUGAGAACAGUAUGUCGAUUUUGCGAAUAAAAUGCUUAGUAUUAUUGACUAGACAGUGUUUUCAUGCAUAUCAGACAUGUUUCGCUUCUCCGGUUUAAGUAAAUGAAUCCCUGAACAAAUUACAUUCACGAUCCAACGUUUCAACACUCCAGUCUAUUGUCUUCAUGCAACCAGGUUUAAUAUCAGACAUGUUUUGCUACUCUGGUUUAAAUAAAUGAAUCCCUGAACAAAUUUCAUUCACUGAUGACCAAGCGUUGCAACACUCCAGUCUAGUGUCUUCAUGCAACCAGGCAUAAUAUCAGAGAAAGGACGUCACAUCGCGAUUCUUUUUGGAAGCAUAAAAAUCCAUAUCAUGAUGUGCCAACCUUUCAUCUGUUUCAGAUAUGCCGUCACUAACAAGGGACCUGUGACUUACCGUUGGCAGUUCAAGAAGGCGAAAAAUUCCGCUUACGAUCCUGACGGAAAGACUUUCAAAUACAUUAAGGAUAGGUUUGUAUUGAACUGCAAUAUGUAGAAUAAAACUAUGGCCGAGUAGCACAAAUUGAUAGCAUUAAUCCUUUUACUGUAGAAGGCAUCUUGCAUUUUAGAAAAUAGAUUAUUAGCCGAUUAUUUUGUUUUGUAAAGUAGUCAUUCGCUCCCCAGCGAUGACUUACAUGUAUAUAAUUCUCCAAACAUAAUUAAGAAUUAUGAUAUUGGACAUUUUUGAAUUCGGUUAUUUCUGUAUGGAGCCAAAUAUAAGCUUUCAUGUUUUAUAAUUAUUCUCUGGUGUAGGGUGAAAAUUUAUGCUGUGUAUCUUUCCAACACUUUGGAUGGCGGUGCCGCCGUUUGCCGUGAGUGUCCUGUAGGGAUGCAUGAAUCAGGGUAAGUUUAUGGUUGUUGGUUUGCUGUUAAUAAUUGUUGUCGUUGUUGGUCGUUGUCGUUGUUGCUGUCGUUGUUGCUGUUGCUGUUGCUGUUGCUUUUGUUGUUGUUGUUGUUGUCGCUGUCGCUGUUGCUGUUGCUGUUGCUGUAGUCGUCGUCGUCGUCGUUGUCGUUGUUGUCGUCAUUGUUUCUCGAGUUUUCACUUGCUAGCUUUGGUAGACUUGCUAAAAUAUCUUUUCAUUUUCUUUAUACAGUUGUGUGGAAUGUCCUGAAGGCCACUACAUCGAUACUCUGAAGAAGAAGUGCGAACCAUGUCCGAAAGGUAUCAUCUAAAUCUCUCGUUGGACACAACUACUUAGAGUUUCUUAUUUCAGUGUUACUACAUGAUGAAACCAUGCAUUAGGGCCGUAAUAUUAUUACAGUAGAUAUAGUCCAGUAUAACUGCAACACUGAAGAAACCAGAUUAUAUGAGAAAAAAUGUUCUGCCUUUUUCAACGGUCUGGUAUAGUCAGUAUGUAAAUUCUUCGUUGUUAUGUUGACUACUUUUUACGAUAUGUUUGCUUAUAGAUACUUAUCUUAGCAAGAAUAAAUGUUUAAAGUGUGGUCCUGGAUUAACAAGGUAGAGAACAUUAAAUUUACUUUCUCAAUGAAAGAAAUUUCUUCACCAGCGCUAAGUUGUAAUUAAUUGCAAUUCAAUCUACAUUACUUUAAUUAACUACCUCUGAAAACUUCAAAACCUCUGGAACUCUUGCCUAGAACGUAAAACAUUUGAAAACUUGGUUUAAACAUCCACAAUUCGUUGAAAAUUGUGGAGAACUAUUAUUGUUUUCUUCUUUUAUAGCAAUGUAGCCUCGACGAAGUGUUUUUCCAGCUGUCACUUUCAUGGAAAACACGGACGCCAUAUUGAUUUCAAAGGCUUAGCCGGGUAAGCCAUUGUAUUAUUGUAAUCCUGCCGAAAACGAACUGUAACUAUACACGUAAAAAUCUCACAACUGACUUGUCAACAAGAUGUGUUCGUAACAGGCUUGCAGCAAGCUUGUCAACAAGUUGUAACAAUGUUGUUAUUUCGUCAAGUUGCUACAAGGUUGUCACUCACAACUUGUUAACAAGUUGUCGAAUCGCAGGACGACAACAUUUAGUUGAAACAACUUAUAACAAGUCUGUUGAGCUCAAUAACCUUGUAGCGAGUUGUCAACAAGUUGUAACAAUGCUGUUCAUCAAGUUGCUACAAGCUAGGUUGUCACUCACAACUUGUUGACAAAUUGUUGAAUUGCAGGACGAUAACAAGUUGUUGGAACAAUUUAUAACAAGUCUGUUGAGCUCAGCGACCUUGUAGCAAGUUGUCAACAAGCCGUUGACUUUACUUUUGUGCGAUAAUCAGUAGGUGUGAUCCCCAAAUUUUUAAAUCAAAUAUCUGUUUUGUAUAGAGCCCAUACAGCUCAGACUCAAAAGUCAUUCUUCACAGAAGGCACCGCCUUUAUUUACGAAUAUCACAUCAAUCUAUGCGGUGUUGACGCACCUCCAGCCAGUUGCCAUAGUAAUGCCACAAUUUUACAUGGUAAACAGGUGAGGAAAAAGUAAACAAAUUGAUAAUAUUAUACAUACAACAAUAGACAUAGGGCUAGCAGAAUUGUUUCGCCCGAUCUGAUGUGAUGUUCUUUGCCUUCGUCUUCCAAACCCCUGUGUGAGUACCAAAGCCUGGUUUCUAGAAAUAUGGUCGUAUAACGGUCGUAAAGAUUGAGUCAAGAUAUUUCUCAUCAGCCGAAAUACAACAUUUUAGAACUGAAAAUACGCGGAGUGAUUAUAACUAGAGAAUACUUAUGAUUUAUAUGUGGUUUACAGGUAUAAACUAUUAUAAACUGGCCGUUGAGAAAGAUCGUUACUCUAUAUUUUUCUUGUACGGAAAAUGAUUUGGUAAUUGUUUUAUAAAAUGACUUCAGUGAAACAACGGUUAACGUUAUUAAAAUCAUGUUUUCUCCAAGAACAAUUGGUGUUUAAUUUUAGCUUUUAUUUUAGGGAGUACAAUAUUUGAACGCAAGCAUUUGUCAGAUGCGUGUUAUACCAAGCAAGAAUAACGGUCCGGCCAUGUCGACUAAUUUAGCUGGGUAAGCCUGUGUAAACAGUCUCUGGCUGGAACAAAACGUUUCGUAAAAGUACUCGAAUUUUCUCGAACGUGUAGAAAUGCGGCAAUGACUUCUAACAACUUGGUUUUGUAAUUUUCAGCAUUGGUCAUCAGUUGAUGGGUAUUUUUGAAGAGAAGCCGGAGAAUGUUUCGUUGGAUGUAUUUAGAGAUGAAAAAUUGUCGAAUGAGUCGUUGCUGUACUUUGAUUAUUUAUCUCAUUCGUAAGUACACAGUGAUUAAAAAUAAAAUAAAAUAAAAUAGUUAAGACUUAGAUCUUCAAAAUAUUUAUAUUUGCCGAUUUUAUACUUUGUAUUGUGAUAAACUAACGUCUUUUACAUGAACUUAUUUUGUAGAAGUUUUAUCAACUCUAUUUUUCUAUUGUAGAACGACUCCAUCUUGCCCAAAUGGUCGAUCUGCGUGGAUUAUUUUACGAUGCGAUCCUGAUACCAGUGGAAAAGUAAGGGCAUCUCUGUUAUCCAAUUUAUAUAAUCUAUGAUCAUCAUUCCCAGAUUGAAAAUAAUCCGAUUCGGCUUAGUUUUCCCAAUCGUACCUCACCACAAAUACAUUGAGAACAAGGGUUAAUUGUUUCUUCUUUAUACCAGCAUUUAAAUCGUUCAAUUUUAUGGACAACUAGACCAGAAUAUUUCAAUCCUUUAUUUCCCCAAUUAAAUCAUUCGUCUGUGUUUCGUUUCUCAGGGAACAAUUAAAUUUCCCCCGGAAUGCCAUGAAGGAACUUGUGAUGGCUGUCAGUAAGUAGGAGUUAUGUUGUUGUUUUCAUAAUCGUGAAUCUUCACCUGAAAUUGCACCGUCGAGUUUACCAAAUCAUAGAUCUAAACUGUUGAGAUUUACGUACAUAUUUAUACCUAUUUUAUUCUUCAAGGUUUUUGUUUUUGUGGCACACAAAGUACGCUUGUCCGUUAUGUACUGAGGACAAUUACCACGAGCUGGAGUCUGGAUGUAUGGUAUGUGUCCCUAGAGUAUGUUCCUAGAGUAUGUUCCUAGAGCAUGUUCCUAGAGUAUGUUCCUAGAGCAUGUUCCUAGAGCAUGUUCCUAGAGCAUGUUCCUAGAGCAUGUUCCUAGAGUAUGUUCCUAGAGUAUGUUCGUAGAGCAUGUUCGUAGAGCAUGUUCCUAGAGCAUGUUCCUAGAGCAUGUUCCUAGAGCAUGUUCCUACAGCAUGUUCCUAGAGUAUGUUCCUAGAGUUUGCUAACUUAAUUAGAUAAUUUAUCUCAUUGUUAAACGCCCGUUGAAGACCGCAGUCUGGCAGUCGAAAUCUUGGAAAAUAAAUAUAUAUUUUAUUUUCGUAUUUUGUAAUUUCUUUUAGAAUAGUAAAAAGCAUAUUCACUACAGCUGGAGGUCAACACCAAAGUAAGAAAAUAGAGUGUUCUAUAUAUAAAUGGACAAUGCUUUUUAGAAAUCAAUGAUUCUACAAUCUCAAUGAAGUUUUUCUUAUAUUAAAAGUUGGUUCAAGGCUGUCUAUUGACUACUCAUUGUUACUCGUUAAAAUUUAGAAAAUGCGUGGGCGGCGUGGCAAUUCCAAAAAUGAAGACUCUUCCUUGUAGCGACAUGUCGGUCCACGAGGCUGUCAAACAGUUUCAGGUAAAACUCCCUUCUCCACUGGGGCCUAGUGUUAAAAAUGCCCAAAUUAAGAAAUGAACCAAAUCACUAAAAAUACCACCUCAAAAUUAGUAAGUAUGCGAAGUUUGAACACGUUUACAUGAAUAUCCUUCGAAUAAUAAGCUUUCGAAAAUCCGAUAUUUACUAUGAAAUGUACUGUAAUUUUUGUUUUUGGGGACGCGCGUCCCAAUCAGUAAUUUCAUAAUUUUCAAAAGCUUAUUAUUGGAAGGGUAUUCAUGUAAACGUCUUCAAACUUUGUAUACUAACUAAUUCUGAGGUGGUCUUUUUAGUUAUUUGGUUCAUUUCUUAAUUUGGGCACUUUUUGACACUCAUCCCCAGUCCUCUCAUCAACUUCGGAAUGGCUAAUUCGACUGUAAAUUCUGAAUCUAACGAAUUGUAAGUUCAGAUCAACCAGCAAAUUGACUACUAGUACUAGCCCAUUUCCACCACUAUGGAUAAUUCUUUCCCGCAGAGCGUUUUUUUUCUAAGUGUCCCUUUGUCGACAUCACCAUCGCUUUUGCUGACGUAAUAUAAUCGCUAAUCGUCAGAUUAUAUCCAGGUAAUCGGACGAUGUUCGACGAUGCUGAACAAGCCUUUAGUUAUAACGUUUUAAUUUUUUUAAAAUCAUUUCCAGUUAUUGAUUGGGAUUGUCGCGUUUGUGUUGACCGCCAUUAUUGCCACUCUUUUCUUCCUUUGGUACAAAAACCGAGUGUAAGUAUCGGCUCCUAUAUACUGUUAUUUGUUCUGAUAUAUAUAUUAACACAUCCUGCUGCUGUUCUUGCACUUCCAAAUGUUCCUUGAAAAAAUGCGGUUUUGGGGCUGCAAGUUUCUCCUCUUCACUUCUAGGCUGAAGUACAAAUUGUAUCAUCGCGUUGCUGUCAAUGAAUCGAAUCAAGCCGAAGAACUUCCCGCAGCCGAGAGCUGUAUGGCUGACGAAGAUGAAGAAUUUGGAGAGGUGAGACAAUAGGGCCAUUUAUACGAGACAAAAUAAGACGCGACUUACAUAAGACGCGACUUAAAUAAGCGGAGUUAUCGCAUAAAUGGUUCUCUAGGGCUUUAUUCUUAUUUACUUGCUAUAGCUAUAAUGUUGUUUCGGUUGUUUUUUUUUUAAUAUGCAAGGCUAAUAAUUUUAAGUUGUUUCAAGUUUCUGGCAUGUGUAAUUAAACUUUUUGUCCAAAAUUUCUUAUUUAAGACGCGACUUAGAUAAGAACAGCUAAAAGGCCUGUUCUUAUGUAAGACGCGUCUUAUCCAAGACGCGUCUUACAUAAGAAUUUUGUACCUUUUAUACGACAAACUUGCGUCUUACCUAAGUCGCGUCUUAUGUAAGUCGCGUCUUAUUUUGUUCCGUAUAAAUGGCCCUAUUGAUAUUUUAUAUAAUUAUAUACCAACGUCAAACCUGGUUUUCAUUAUCAACUAUCAAAGUAUCUAUGAUCACACUAGGAAUUUUGGAUGGGUAAAUUUUUGGUUUUUUAAAGGAUUUGUAAGAAAUGUUUCUGUUCCAGAGGGAACUGGUUGGGGUUUAACAGUGAGUCGGUUUCCUCAAACAUUUCUUACAAAUCCUUCAAAAUGUGAUAUCUUCGGAAAUACGUAUACUCGGUUAAAUUGUAUGCUGUUCCAUUGACCCCCAUGCCAAGAGGGUGUUGAUGGGUUAUAUCGUGAGUCGUAAUUUACUCAGUUUCGUGAAAACACUAACAAUUUUAUCGUGAAGCGUGAGGAAAAAAAUACUGUUCAUUGUUUCAGAACACUUUUCAAAGAUUUACCGUUAAAAUACCAAAAAUUUUACCGUUUACUGAUUUUAAGACACCCUCCCCCCCUCCCAUCUAGACCCUCUGCCAAUAUAGAUCCGAAAAUGUCCUGAUUUCUCUAACGAAAGAUCUUGCCAAUCUUAUUCACAGAAAGUGGAAUUCAAAAAGGGACGAAAUCCGGGGAAGAAUCUUUUGAAGAAAUUGAAAGACAUGCGCACAGAUAAGGUUAGAAAUAUUUUUUAAUACGUUUGAUCGAAACUAGUCCUGGACACAUUAAAACCUUUACGAAUCACCUGCAAUAUUGAGCAGGCUUUAAUUAAUACUUGAAUGUACUCCUGACAGGACGAAGGAAUGAGAUUAUCCGAUUCAUUUGAAGUUGAUUUGAAUUAA
Molecule: messenger RNA, 15394 nt
Organism: Paramuricea clavata
Lineage: Eukaryota; Metazoa; Cnidaria; Anthozoa; Malacalcyonacea; Plexauridae
Source: the annotation of a GenBank genome assembly